AACUGGUAAUACAAUUCACAACUUUCUCUAACAGCCCUUAGAAUGAGCGCUUAGCAGUCGAGUCUCCAUUCUCAUGUACAGUACCUGUUUCCGGCAUUCUCUUAGCAGCGUAUGCCUCUCAUCCGAUCUGCCAUUCAGAUCACAUUCUCCCUAACCGGCAAGAAGUUGGUGAAUAAUAACUACACAAUAAGAUGCCUGCACAGAAGAUUGAAACAGGUCAUACUGACAUAGUACAUGACGUAUCCAUGGAUUACUAUGGAAAACGUGUGGCAACAGCUUCGUCUGAUGCAAUGAUCAAAAUAACUGGUGUGAGCAACAAUUCUACUACGCAGCAUCUUGCUACUCUAAGUGGUCAUCAUGGUCCAGUUUGGCAGGUUGCUUGGGCACACCCCAAAUUUGGUUCACUCCUUGCUUCCUGUUCCUAUGAUGGUAAAGUCAUAAUUUGGAAGGAAGGCAACCAAAAUGAAUGGACACAAUUUCGUGUUUUCAGUGAGCAUAAAUCAUCGGUCAAUUCUAUUUCUUGGGCUCCCCAUGAACUUGGGCUGUGCUUGGCCUGUGGAUCUUCCGAUGGAUGUAUCUCUGUUUAUAGUGCCAAGCCGGAUGGUAGUUGGGACACCACAAGAAUCGAUCAGGCACACCCUGUUGGAGUAACUGCAGUGUCAUGGGCUCCUCCGAUGGUUCCCGGUGCUAUAGUUGGCUCUGGUUUACAUGAUCCUGUUAAGAAGCUUGCAUCUGGGGGCUGUGAUAACACAGUGAAGGUGUGGAAGCUCUGCAACGGCGUUUGGAAGAUGGAUUCUCUCCCGGCCCUUCAGAAGCACAGUAAUUGGGUGAGGGAUGUCGCCUGGGCACCCAACUUGGGGCUUCCAAAAUCGACAAUUGCAAGUGCUUCCGAGGACGGGACUGUUGUUAUAUGGAGUGUGGCAAAAGAAGGAGAUCAGUGGGAGGGGAAGGUUUUGAAUGACUUCAAGAAUCCUGUUUGGAGGGUUUCAUGGUCUCUGACAGGAAAUCUGUUGGCUGUAGCCUCUGGGGACAAUAAUGUCACGCUGUGGAAAGAAGCAGUGGACGGGGAGUGGCAACAGCUCCCAUCUGACCAUUAGAAUUCUGGUUAUGCAGAAAUUGUGUUUCAUUCACACCUUUUUUUUUUUUUUUUUUUUUUUUUUUUUUAAAACAAGAAAUUAUUAAUUGUUUUAAACCAUUCCUGUAAUGUAUUCGUUUGUUGGUGAUGAUAAUUGAUGAUAGCCUUACUAAUA
Molecule: messenger RNA, 1250 nt
Organism: Ipomoea nil (Japanese morning glory)
Lineage: Eukaryota; Viridiplantae; Streptophyta; Magnoliopsida; Solanales; Convolvulaceae
Product: protein transport protein SEC13 homolog B-like
Exons: 2
Coding region: 192-1097 (301 amino acids)
Biological process (GO): COPII-coated vesicle budding; protein import into nucleus
Cellular component (GO): COPII vesicle coat; nuclear pore outer ring
Molecular function (GO): structural molecule activity; protein binding
Source: RefSeq, a predicted model, not a curated record